AUGAAAUCGUCGAGUUUUGAUGCGAGCAGUUCAAUCAGUGUAUCCCCAUCCUUCAUAGUGGUGUCCAGUAAGACUUCGGAGGAAAGGACACUUGAGGUGUCAUCAGGAAGGUCAGUGUUGGGAUCACCUUCAUCGCUAGCAUUUUCGCGUACUUUGAGUGUGAGCAGAGAAAGCCAGAGAUCGUCAUCUUCAAUAGUGGCUUCCAGGCUGUCCAGUCUGCCAUCAGAGCACAGCACAGUCAAACUGUCUUCAGAGAGAUCAGAGCUCGUGUCACCUUCAUUGCUUGUGCGAUCGUCCACUGUGGGUAGUAGCAGAGAAAGCAGCAGCUCACUGUUUGAAACAAUAGAGUCCGUUGUAAGAUCAGAAGAAAGCACACUGAGAGCAUUUUUAGAGAGCUUGUUGCCAGUAUCACCAUCGUCAGUUGCGUCCUUGUCGACUUUUGUUGUUAGCAGAGAGAGCAAGAGAUCCUCAUCAGCAGCUUUAGUCUCCAGUGUGGCAUCAAAACAAAGCAUAGUUGGACAGUCAUUUGCAAGUUCAUUGCUGUUGUCACCAUCAUCUGUUGCAGUAUUUUCGACUGAUGGUAUUAGCAGGCAAAGCAGCAGAUCGUUAUCACCAGUAAUAGUGUCCAGUUUGUCACCAGAUGAGAGUACAGUAAAGGUGUCUUCAGAGAGGUCAUUGCUGGAAGUGCCAUCCUCGGUAGUGAAAUCGUCGACUUUUGAUGUGAGCAGCUCAAUCAGUGUAUCCUUAUCCUCCAUAGUAGUAUCCAGAAAGACUUCGGAGCAAAGGACAGUUGAGGUGUUAUCAGAAAGGUCAGUGUUGGGAUCACCUUCAUCGGUAGCAUUUUCGUCUACUUUGAGUGUGAACAGAGAAAGCCAGAGAACGUCAUCUUUAAUAGUAGCUUCCAGUCUGUUCAGUCUGCCAUCAGGGCACAGCACAGUCAAACUGUCUUCAGAGAGAUCAGAGUUCGUUUCACCUUCAUUGCUUGUGCCAUCGUCCUCUGUGGGUAGUAGCAGAGAAAGUAGUAGCUCCCAGCUAGCAACAAUAGAGUCCAGUGUGACAUCAGAACAAAACACACUGAGAGCAUCUUUAGAAAGCACGUUGUCAGUAUCACCAUCGUCAGUUGCAUCCUUGUCGACUUUUGUUGUUAGCAGAGAGAACAAGAGUUCGUCAUCAGCAGUUCUAGUCUCCAGUGUGGCAUCAAAGCAAAGAACAGUUGCACAGUCUUUUGCAAGUUUAUUGCUGCUGUCACCAUCAUCGGUUGCAGUAUUGUUGACUGAUGGUAUUAGCAGGGAACGCAGUAGAUCGUUAUCACCAGUAAAAGUGUCCAGUUUUGUAUCGGAUGAGAGUACAGUGAAGUCGUCUUCAGAGAGGUCAUUGCUGGAAACACCAUCGUCGGUAGUGAAAUUGUCGACUUUUGAUGUGAGCAGUGCAAUCACUGUAUCCCCAUCUUCCAUAGAGGUAUCCAGUAAGACAUCGGAGCAAAGGACAGAUGAGGUGUCGUCAGAAAGGUCAGGGUUGGGAUCACCUUCAUCGGUACCAUUUUCGCGUACUUUGAGUGUGAGCAGAGAAGGCCAGAGAUUGUCAUCUUUAAUAGUAGCUUCCAGUUUGUCCAGUCUACCAUCAGAGCACAGCCCAGUCAAACUGUCUUCAGAUAGAUCAGAGUUCGUGUCACCUUCAUUGCUUGUGCCAUUGUCUACUGUAGGUAGUAGCAGAGAAAGCAGGAGCUCCCUGUUAGCAACAAUAGAGUCCAGUGUGACAUCAGAACAAAGCACACUGGGAGCAUCUUUAGAAAGCUCGUUGCCAGUAUCACUAUCGUCAGUUGUGUCCUUGUCGACUUUUCUUGUUAGUAGAGAGAGGAAGAAAUCGUCAACAGCAGUUUUAGUCUCCAGUGUGGCAUCAAAGCAAAGCACAGUUGGAAAGUCUUUUGCAAGUUUAUUCCUUUUGUCACCAUCAUCGGUUGCAGUAUUGUCGACUGAUUAUAUUAGCAGGGAAAGCAGCAGAUCGCUAUCACCAGUAAUAGUGUCCAGUUUGGCAUCGGAUCAGAGUACAGUGAAGGCGUCUUCAGAAAUGUCAUUGCUAGAAGUGCCAUCGUCGGUAGUGAAAUUGUCGACCUUUGAUGUGAGCAGUGCAAUCAGUGUAUCCCCAUCCUCCACAGUAGUAUUCAGUAAGACUUCAGAGCAAAGGACAGUUGAGGUGUCAUCAGAAAGGUCAGUGUUGGGAUCACCUUCAUCAGUAGCAUUUUUGUCUACUUUGAGGGUGAGGAGAGAAAGCCAGAGUUCGUCAUCUUCAAUAGUAGCUUCCAGUCUGUCCAGUCUGUCCAGUCUGCCAUCAGAGCAAAGCACAGUCAAACUAUCUUCAAAGAGAUCAGAGUUCGUGUCACCUUCAUUGCUUGUGCCAUCGUCCACUGUGGUUAGUAGCAGAGAAAGUAGCAACUCCCAGUUAGCAACAAUAGAGUCCAGUGUGACAUCAGAACAAAGCACACUGAGAGCAUCUUUAGAAAGCUCGUUGCCAGUAUCACCAUCGUCAGUUGUGUCCUUGUCGACUUUUGUUGUUAGCAGAGAGAGCAAGAGAUCGUCAUCAGCAGUUUUAGUCUCCAGUGUGACAUCAAUGCAAAGCACAGUUGGACAGUCUUUUGCAAGUUCAUUGCUGCUGUCACCAUCAUCGGUUGCAGUAUUGUUGACUGAUGGUAUUAGCAGGGAAAGCAGCAGAUCGUUAUCACCAGUAAUAGUGUCCAGUUUGGCAUCGGAUGAGAGUAUAGUGAAGGCAUCUUCAGAGAGGUCAUUGCUGGAAGCGCCAUCGUCGGUAGUGAAAUCGUCGACUUUUGAUGUAAGCAGUACAAUCAGUGUAUCCCCAUCUUCCAUAGUGGUAUCCAUUAUGACUUCGGAGCAAAGGACAGUUGAGGUGUCGUCAGAAAGUUCAUUAAUGCGAUCACCUUCAUCGCUAGCAUUUUCGCCUACUUUGAGUGUGAGCAGAGAAAUCCAGAGAUGGUCAUCUGUAAUAGUAGCUUCCAAUCUGUCCAGUCUGCCAUCAGAGUACAGCACAGUCAAACUGUCUUCAGAAGUAUCAGAGUUCGUGUCACCUUCAUUACUUGUGCCAUCAUACACUGUGGGUAGUAGCAGAAAAAGUAGGAGCACCCGGCUACCAACAAUAGAGUCCAGUUUGACAUCAGAACAAAGCACACUGAGGGCAUCUUUAGAAAGCUUGUUGCCAGUAUCACCAUCGUCAGUUGCAUCCUUGUUGACUUUUGUUGUUAGCAGAGAAAUGAAGAUAUCGUCCACAGCAGUUUUAGUCCCCAGUGUGGGAUCAAAGCAAAGCACAGUUGGACAGUUUUUUGGAAGUUCAUUGCUGCUGUCACCAUCAUCGGUUGCAGUAUUGUCGAGUGAUGGUAUUAGGGGGGAAAGCACCAGAUCGUUAUCAGAAGUAAUAGUGUCCAGUUUUGUAUCAGAUAAGAGUGCAGUGAAGGCUUCCUCAGAGAGGUCAUUGCUGGAAACGUCAUCCUCGGUAGUGAAAUCGUCGACUUUUGAAGUGAGCAGUGCAAUCAGUGUAUCCCCAUCUUCCAUAGUGGUAUCCAGUAUGACUUCGGAGCAAAGGAGAGUUGAGGUGUCAUCAGAUAGGUCAGUGUUGGGAUCACUUUCAUCGGUAGCAUUUUCGCGUACUUUGAGUGUGAGGAGAGAAAGCCAGAGAUCGUCAUCUUUAAUAGUAGCUUCUAGUCUGUUCAAUCUGCCAUCAGAGCACAGCACAGUCAAACUGUCUUCAGAGAGAUCAGAGCUCAUGUCACCAUCAUUGCUUGUGCCAUCGUCCACUGUGGGUAGUAGCAGAGAAAAUAGCAGCUCCCAGAUAGCAACAAUAGACUCUAGUGUGACAUCAGAACAAAACACACUGAGAGCAUCUUUAGAAAGCUCGUUGCUAGGAUCAUUAUCGUCAGUUGCGUCCUUGUCGACUUUUGCUGUUAGCAGAGAGAGCAAGAGAUCGUCAUCAGCAGUUUUAGUCUCCACUCUGCUAUCAAAGGAAAGGACAGUUGCACAGUCUUUUGAAGGUUCAUUGCUGCUGUCACCAUCAUCGGUUGCAGUAUUGUCCACUGCUUAUAUUAACAGGGAAAGCAGCAGAUCGUUAUCACCAGUAAUAGUGCCCAGUUUUGUAUCGGAUGAGAGAACAGUGAAAGCAUCGUCAGAGAGGUCAUUGCUGGAAACGCCAUCUUUGGUAGUGAAAUCGUCGACUUUUCAUGUGAGCAGUGCAAUCAGUGUAUUCCCAUCUUCUUUAGUGGUAUCCAGUAAGACUUCGGAGCAAAGGACAGUUGAGGUGUCAUCAGAAAGGUCAGUGUUGGGAUCACCUUUAUCGGUAGCAUUUUCGCCUACUUUGAGUGUGAGCAGAGAAAGCCAGAGAUCGUCAUCUUUAAAAGUAGCCUUCAGUCUGUCCAAUCUGCCAUCAGAGCACAGCAGAGUCAAACUGUCUUCAGAGAGAUCAGUGCUCGUGUCACCUUCAUUGCUAGUGCCAUUGUCCACUGUGGAUAGUAGCAGAGAAAGCAGGAGCUCCAUGUUAGCAGCAAUAGAGUCCAGUGUGACAUCAGAACAAAGCACACUGAGAGCAUUUUUAGAAAGCUCGUUGCCAGUAUCAACAUCGUCAGUUGUGUCCUUGUCGAAUAUUGUUGUUAGCAGAGAGAGCAAGAGAUCGUCAUCAGCAGUUUUAGUCUCCAAUGUGGCAUCAAAGCAAAGCACAGUUGGGCAGUCGUUUGCAAGUUCAAUGAUGCUGUCACCAUCAUCGGUUGCAGUAUUGUCGACUGAUACUAUUAGCAGGGAAAGCAGCAGAUCGUUACCAGCAGUAACAGUGUCCAGUUUGGCAUCGGAUGAGAGUACAGUGAAGGCGUCUUCAGAGAGGUCAUUGCUGGAAUCGCCAUCCUUGGCAGUGAAAUCGUCGACUUUUGAUAAGAGCAGUGCAAUCAGUGUAUCCCCAUCUUCCAUAGUGGUAUCCAGUAAGACUUCGGAGCAACGUACAGUUGAAGUGUCGUCAGAAAGGUUAAGGUUGGGAUCACCUUCAUCGGCACCAUUUUCGCGUACUUUGAGUGUGAGCAGAGAAAGCCAGAGAUUGUCAUCUUCAAUAGUAGGUUCCAGUCUGUCCAGUCUAGCAUCAGAGCACAGCACAGUCAAACUGUCUUCAGAGAGAUUAGAAUUCGUGUCACCCUCAUUGCUUUUGCCAUUGUCCACUGUGGGUAGUACCAAAGAAAGCAGGAGCUCCCUGUUAGCAACAAUAGAGUCCAGUGUGACAUCAGAACAAAGCACACUGAGAGCAUCUUUAGAAAGCUCGUUGCCAGUAUCACCAUCGUCAGUUGUGUCGUUGUCGACUUUUGUUGUUAGUAGAGAGAGCAAGAGAUCAUCAUCAGCAGUUUUAGUCUCCAAUGUGGCAUCAAAGCAAAGCACAGUUGGACAGUCUUUUCCAAGCUCAUUGCUGCUGUCACCAUCAUCGGUUGCAGCAUUGUUGACUGAUUAUAUUAGCAGGGAAAGCAGCAGAUCGUUAUCACCAGUAAUAGUGUCCAGUUUUGCAUCCGAUGAGAGUAUAGUGAGGGCAUCUUCAGAGAGGUCGUUGCUGGAAGCGCCAUCCUUGGCAGUGAAAUCGUCGACUUUUGAUAAGAGCAGUGCAAUCAGUGUAUCCCCAUCUUCCAUAGUGGUAUCCAGUAAGACUUCGGAGCAACGUACAGUUGAAGUGUCGUCAGAAAGGUCAAGGUUGGGAUCACCUUCAUCGGCACCAUUUUCGCGUACUUUGAGUGUGAGCAGAGAAAGCCAGAGAUCGUCAUCUUCAAUAGUAGCUUCCAGUCUGUCCAGUCUGCGAUCAGAGUACAGCACAGUCAAACUGUCUUCAGAGAGACCAGAGUUCGUGUCACCUUCAUUGCCUGUGCCAUCGUCCACUGUGGGUAGUAGCAGAGAAAGUAGCAGCUCCCAGCUAGCAACAAUAGAGUCCACUGUGACAUCAGAACAGAGCACACUGAGAGCAUCUUUAGAAAGGUCGUUGCCAGAAUCACCAUCGUCAGUUGCAUCCUUGUCGACUUUUUUUGUUAGCAGAGAGAGCAAGAGAUCGUCAUCAGCAGUUCUAGUCUCCAGUGUGGCAUCAAAGCAAAGCACAGUUGCACAGUCUUUUGCAAGUUUAUUGUUGCUGUCACCAUCAUCGGUUACAGUACUGUUGACUGAUGGUAUUAGCAGGGAAAGCAGCAGCUCGUUAUCACCAGUAAUACUGUCCAGCUUUGUAUUGGAUGAGAGUACAAUGAAGGCGUCUUCAGAGAGGUCAUUGCUGGAAACACCAUCGUCGGUAGUGAAAUUGUCGACUUUUGCUGUGAGCAGUGUAAUAAGUGUAUCCCCAUCCUCCAUACUGGUAUCCAGUCAGACUUCGGAGCAAAGGGCAAAUGAGGUGUCUUCAGAAAGGUCAGGGUUGGGAUCACCUUCAUCGGUACCAUUUUCGCGUACUUUGAGUGUGAGCAAGGAAAGCGAGAGAUCGUCAUCUUCAAUAGUAGCUUCCAGUCUGUCUAGUCUACCAUCAGAGCACAGCACAGUCAAACUGUUUUCAGAGAGAUCAGAGUUCGUGUCACCUUCAUUGCUUGUGCCAUCGCCCACUGUGGGUAGUAGCAGAGAAAGCAGGAACUCCCUGUUAGCAACAAUAGAGUCCAGUAUGACACCAGAACAAAGCACACUGAGAGCAUCUUUAGAAAGCUCGUUGCCAGUAUCACCAUCUUCAGUUGUGUCGUUGUCGACUUUUGUUGUUAGUAGAGAGAGUAAGAGAUCCUCAUCAGCAGUUUUAGUCUCCAGUGUGGCAUCAAGGCAAAGUACAGUUGGACAGUCCUUUGCAAGUUCAUUGCUGCUGUCACCAUCAUCGGUUGCAGUAUUGUUGACUGAUUAUAUUAGAAGGGAAAGCAGCAGAUCUUUAUCACCAGUAAUAGUGUCCAGUUUGGCAUCGGAUCAGAGUACAGUGACGGCGUCUUCAGAGAUGUCAUUGGUGGAAGUGCCAUCGUCGGUAGUGAAAUCGUCGACUUUUGAUGUGAGCAGUGCAAUCAGUGUAUCCCCAUCCUUCAUAGUAGUGUUCAGUAAGACUUCAGAGGAAAGGACAGUUGAGGUUGCAUCAGAAAGGUCAGUGUUGGGAUCACCUUCAUCAGUAACAUUUUGGCCUACUUUGAGUGUGAGCAGAGAAAGCCAGAGAUCGUCAUCUUCAAUAUUAACUUCCAGUCUGUCCAGUCUACCAUCAGAGCACAGGACAGUCAAACUAUCUUCAGAGAGAGCAGACUUCGUGUCACCUUCAUUGCUUGUGCCAUCGUCCACUGUGGGUAGUAGCAGAGAAAGUAGCAACUCCCAGUUAGCAACAAUAGAGUCCAGUGUGAUAUCAGAACAAAGCACAAUGAGAGAAUCUUUAGAAAGCUUGUUGCUAGUAUCACCGUCGUCAUUUGCGUUCUUGGUAACUUUUGUUGUUAGUAGGGAGAGCAAGAGAUCGCCAUCAGCAGUUUUAGUUUCCAGUGUGACAUUAAAGCAUAGCACAGUUGCACAGUCUUUUGCUAGUUCAUUGCUGCUGUCACCAUCGUCGGUUCCAGUAUUGUCAAGUGAUGGUAUUAGAAGGGAAAGCAGCAGAUCGUUAUCACCAGUAAUAGUGUCCAGUUUGGCAUCGGAUGAGAGUAUGGUGAGGGUGUCUUCAGAGAUGUCAUUGCUAGAAGUGCCAUCGUCGGUAGUGAAAUCGUCGACUUUUUAUGUGAGCAGUAGAAUCAGUGUAUCCCCAUCCGCCAUAGUAGUAUUCAGUAAGACUUCGGAGCAAAGGACAGUUGAGGUGUCAACAGAAAGGUCAGUGUUGGGAUCACCUUCAUCGGUAGCAUUCUUGCCUACUUUGAGUGUGAGCAGAGAAAGCCAGAGAUCGUCAUCUUCAAUAGUAACUUCCAGUCUGUCCAGUCUGCCAUCAGAGCACAGCACAGUCAAACUGUCUUCAGAGACAUCGGAGUUCGUGUCACCUUCAUUGCUUGUGCCAUCAUCCACUGUGGGUAGUAGCAGAGAGAGCAGCAGCUCCCUGUUAGCAAUAAUAGAGUCCAGUGUGACAUCAGAACAAAGCACACUGAGAGCAUCUUUAGAAAGCUCGUUGCCAGUAUCACUAUCGUCAGUUGCGUCCUUGUCGACUUUUGUUUUUAGCAGAGACAGGAAGAGAUCAUCACCAGCAGUUUUAGUCUCCAACGUGGCAUCAAAGGAAAGCACAGUUGGACAGCCUUUUGCAAGUUCAAUGCUGUUGUCACCAUCAUCAGUUGCAGUAUGGUCGACUGAUGAUAUUAACAGGGAAAGCAGGAGAUCGUUUUCACCACUAAUAGUGUCCAGUUUGGCAUCGGAUCAGAGUACAGUGAAAGUGUCUUCAGAGAGGUCAUUGCUUGAAGCGCCAUCGUCGUCAGUGAAAUCGUCGACGUUUUAUGUGGGCAGUACAAUCAGUGUAUCCCCAUCUUCCAUAGUGGUAUUCAGUAAGACUUUGAAGCAAAGGACAGUGGAGGUGUCGUCAGAAAGGUCAGGGUUGGGAUCACCUUCAUCGGUGGCAUUUUCAUCUACUUUGAGUAUGAGCAGAGAAAGCCUGAGAUCGUCAUCUUUGAUAGUAGCUUCCAGUCUGUCCAGUCUACCAUCAGAGCACAGCAUAGUGAAACUGUCUUCAGAGAGAUCAGGGCUCGUGUCACCUUCAUUGCUUGUGCCAUAUUCCACUGUGGGUAGUAGGAUAGAAAGCAGGAGCUUCGUGUUAGCAACGAUAGACUCCAGUGUGACAUCAGAACAAAGCACACCGAGAGCAUCUUUAGAAAGCUCGUUGCUUGUAUCACCGUCGUCAUUUGCGUCCUUGGCGACUUUUGUUGUCAGUAGGGAGAGCAAGAGAUCGCCAUCAGCAGUUUUAGUCUCCAGUGUGGCAUUAAAGCAUAGCACAGUUGGACAGUCUUUUGCUAGUUCAUUGCUGCUGUCACCAUCAUCGGUUCCAGUAUUGUCAAGUGAUGGUAUUAGAAGGGAAAGCAGCAGAUCGUUAUCACCAGUAAUAGUGUCCAGUUUGGCAUCGGAUGAGAGUACAGUGAAGGUGUCUUCAGAGAGGUCAUUGCUUGAAGCGCCAUCGUCGUCAGUGAAAUCGUCGACGUUUUAUGUGGGCAGUACAAUCAGUGUAUCCCCAUCUUCCAUAGUGGUAUUCAGUAAGACUUUGAAGCAAAGGACAGUGGAGGUGUCGUCAGAAAGGUCAGGGUUGGGAUCACCUUCAUCGGUGGCAUUUUCAUCUACUUUGAGUAUGAGCAGAGAAAGCCUGAGAACGUCAUCUUUGAUAGUAGCUUCCAGUCUGUCCAGUCUACCAUCAGAGCACAGCAUAGUGAAACUGUCUUCAGAGAGAUCAGGGCUCGUGUCACCUUCAUUGCUUGUGCCAUUGUCCACUGUGGGUAAUAGGAUAGAAAGCAGGAGCUUCCUGUUAGCAACGAUAGACUCCAGUGUGACAUCAGAACAAAGCACACCGAGAGCAUCUUUAGAAAGCUCGUUGCUAGUAUCACCGUCGUCAUUUGCGUCCUUGGCGACUUUUGUUGUCAGUAGGGAGAGCAAGAGAUCGCCAUCAGCAGUUUUAGUCUCCAGUGUGGCAUUAAAGCAUAGCACAGUUGGACAGUCUUUUGCUAGUUCAUUGCUGCUGUCACCAUCAUCGGUUCCAGUAUUGUCAAGUGAUGGUAUUAGAAGGGAAAGCAGCAGAUCGUUAUCACCAGUAAUAGUGUCCAGUUUGGCAUCGGAUGAGAGUAUGGUGAAGGCGUCUUCAGAGAUGUCAUUGGUGGAAGCGCCAUCGUCGGUAGUGAAAUCGUCGACUUUUGAUGUGAGCAGUACAAUCAGUGUAUCCCCAUCCGCCAUAGUAGUAUUCAGUAAGACUUCGGAGCAAAGGACAGUUGAGGUGUCAACAGAAAGGUCAGUGUUGGGAUCACCUUCAUCGGUAGCAUUCUCGCCUACUUUGAGUGUGAGCAGAGAAAGCCAGAGAUCGUCAUCUUCAAUAGUAACUUCCAGUCUGUCCAGUCUGGCAUCAGAGCACAGCGCAGUUAAACUGUCUUCACAGACAUCAGAGUUCGUGUCACCUUCAUUGCUUGUGCCAUUGACCACUGUGGGUAGUAGCAGAGAGAGCAGCAGCUCCCUGUUAGCAAUAAUAGAGUCCAGUGUGACAUCAGAACAAAGCACACUGAGAGCAUCUUUAGAAAGCUCGUUGCCAGUAUCACCAUCGUCAUUUUCGUCCUUGUCGACUUUUGUCGUUAGUAGAGAGAGGAAGAGAUCGUCAUCAGCAGUUUUAGUCUCCAGUGUCGCAUUAAAGCAAAGCACAGCUGGAAAGUCUUUUGCAAGUUCAUUCCUUUUGUCACCAUCAUCGGUUGCAGUAUUGUGGACUGAUUAUAUUAGCAGGGAAAGCAGCAGAUCGUUAUUACCAGUAAUAGUGUCCAGUUUGGCAUCGGAUCAGAGUACAGUGAAGGCGUCUUCAGAGAUGUCAUUGCUGGAACUGCCAUUCUCGGUAGUGAAAUUGUCGACUUUUGAUGUGAGCAGUGCAAUCAGUGUAUCCCCAUCCUUUAUAGUAGUAUUCAGUAAGACUUCAGAGCAAAGGACAGCUGAGGUGUCAUCAGAAAGGUCAGUGUUGGGAUCACCUUCAUCAGUAGCAUUUUUGUCUACUUUGAGGGUGAGCAGAGAAAGCCAGAGUUCGUCAUCUUCAAUAGUAGCUUCCAGUCUGUCCAGUCUGCGGUCAAAGCAAAGGACAGUCAAACUCUCUUCAAAGAGAUCGGAGUUCGUGUCACCUUCAUUCCUUGUGCCACCGUCGACAGUGGUUAGUAGCAGAAAAAGUAGCAACUCCCAGUUAGCAACAAUAGAGUCCAGUGUGACAUCAGAACUAAGCACACUGAGAGCAUCUUUAGAAAGCUCGUUGCCAGUAUCACCAUCGUCAGUUGUGUCCUUGUCGACUUUUGUUGUUAGCAGAGAGAGCAAGAGAUCGUCAUCAGCAGUUUUAGUCUCCAGUGUGGCAUCAAAGCAAAGCACAGUUGCACAGUCUUUUGGAAGUUUAUUGCUGCUGUCACCAUCAUCGGUUGCAGUAUUGUCGAGUAAUGGUAUUAGCAGGGAAAGCAGCAGAUCGUUAUCACCAGUAAUAGUGUCCAGUUUGGCAUCCGAUGAGAGUAUAGUGAAGGCAUCUUCAGAGAGGUCUAUGCUGGAAGCGCCAUCGUUGGUAGUGAAAUCGUCGACUUUUGAUGUGAGCAGUACAAUCAGUGUAUCCCCAUCUUCCAUAGUGGUAUCCAGUAUGACUUUGGAGCAAAGGACAGUUGAGGUGUCGUCAGAAAGGUCAUUAAUGCGAUCACCUUCAUCGCUAGCAUUUUCGCCUACUUUGAGUGUGAGCAGAGAAAUCCAGAGAUCGUCAUCUGUAAUAGUAGCUUCCAGUCUGUCCAGUCAACCAUCAGAGUACAGCACUGUCAAACUGUCUUCAGAGGUAUCAGAGUUAGUGUCACCUUCAAUGCUUGUGCCAUCGUCCACUGUGGGUAGUAGCAGAGAAAGUUGGAGCUCCCAGCUAGCAACAAUAGAGUCCAGUGUGACAUCAGAACAAAGCACACUGAGAGCAUCUUUAGAGAGCUCGUUGCCAGUAUCACCAUCGUCAGUUGCAUCCUUGUCGACUUUUGUUGUUAGCAGAGAGAGGAAGAUAUCGUCAUCAGCAGUUUUAGUAUCCAGUGUGGGAUCAAAGCAAAGCACAGUUGGACCGUUUUUUGGAAGUUCAUUGCUGCUGUCACCAUCAUCGGUUGCAGUAUUGUCGAGUAGUGGUAUUAGGAGGGAAAGCACCAGAUCGUUAUCACAAGUAAUAGUGUCCAGUUUUGUAUCGGAUAAGAGUACAGUGAAGGCGUCUUCAGAGAGGUCAUUGCUUGAAACGUCAUCCUUAGUAGUGAAAUCGUCGACUUUUGAAGUGCGCAGUACAAUCAGUGUAUCCCCAUCUUCCAUAGUGGUAUCCAGUAUGACUUCGGAGCAAAGGAGAGUUGAGGUGUCAUCAGAAAGGUCAGUGUUGGGAUCACUUUCAUCGGUAGCAUUUUUGCGUAUUUUGAGUGUGAGCAGAGAAAGCCAGAGAUUGUCAUCUUCAAUAGUAGCUUCUAGUCUCUUCAAUCUGCCAUCAGAGCACAGCACAGUCAAACUGUCUUCAGAGAGAUCAGAGCUCGUGUCACCAUCAUUGCUUGUGCCAUCGUCCACUGUGGGUAGUAGCAGAGAAAAUAGCAGCUCCCAGAUAGUAACAAUAGAGUCUAGUGUGACAUCAGAACAAAACAGACUGAGAGCAUCUUUAGAAAGCUCGUUGCUAGGAUCAUUAUCGUCAGUUGCGUCCUUGUCGACUUUUGCUGUUAGCAGAGAGAGCAAGAGAUCGUCAUCAGCAGUUUUAGUCUCCAGUCUGCUAUCAAAGCAAAGCACAGUUGCACAGUCUUUUGCAAGUUCAUUGCUGCUUUCACCAUCAUUGGUUGCAGUAGUGUCCACUGCAUCAAAGCAAAGCACAGUUAGACAGUCUUUUGCAAGUUCAUUGCUGAUGUCACCAUCAUCUGCUGCAGUAUUGUUGACUGAUUAUAUUAGCAAGGAAAGCAGCAGAUCGUUAUCAGCAGUAAUAGUGUCCAGUUUUGCAUCCGAUGAGGGUAUAGUGAAGGCGUCUUCAGAGAAGUCAUUGCUGGAAACGGCAUCCUCGGUAGUUAAAUUAUCGACUUUUGAUGUGAGCAGUGCAAUCAGUGUAUCCCCAUCCUCCAUAGUAGUAUUCAGUAGGAGUUCGGAGCAAAGGCCAGUUGAGGUGUCAUCAGAAAGGUCAGUGUUGCGAUUACCUUCAUCGGUAGCAUUUUCGACUACUUUUAGUGUGAGCAGAGAAAGCCAGAGUUCGUCAUCUUCAAUAGUAGCUUCCAGUCUGUCCAGUCUGCCAUCAGAGUACAGCACAUUUAAACUGUCUUCAGAGAGACCAGAGUUAGUGUCACCUUCAUUGCUUGUGCCAUCGUCCACUGUGGGUAGUAGCAGAGAAAGUAGCAGCUCCCAGCUAGCAACAAUAGAGUCCACUGUGACAUCAGAACAAAGCACACUGAGAGCAUCUGUAGAAAGCUCGUUGCUAGGAUCAAUAUCGUCAGUUGCAUCCUUGUCGACUCUUUUUGUUAGCAGAGAGAGCAAGAGAUCGUCAUCAGCAGUAUUAGUCUCCAGUAUGGCAUCAAAGGAAAGCACAGUUGCACAGUCUUUUGGAAGUUUAUUGCUGCUGUCACCAUCAUCAGUUACAGUAUUGUUGACUGAUGGUAUUAGCAGGGAAAGCAGCAGCUCGUUAUCACCAGUAAUAGUGUCCAGCUUUGUAUUGGAUGAGAGUACAGUGAAGGCGUCUUCAGAGAGGUCAUUGAGGUCGGAGGAAAGGAUAGUGGAGGUGUCGUCAGAAAGGUCAGGGUUGGGAUCACCUUCAUCGGUGGCAUUUUCGCCUACUUUGAGUAUGAGCAGAGAAAGCCUGAGAUCGUCAUCUUUAAUAGUAGCUUCCAGUCUCUCCAGUCUACCAUCAGAGCACAGCAUAGUGAAGCUGUCUUCAAAGAGAUCAGGGUUCGUGUCACCCUCAUUGCUUGUGCCAUUGUCCACUGUGGAUAGUAGGAUAGAAAGCAGGAGCUUCCUGUUUGCAACAAUAGACUCCAGUGUGAGAUCAGAACAAAGCACACGGAGAGCAUCUUUAGAAAGCUCUUUGCUAGUAUCACCGUCGUCAUUUGCGUCCUUGGCGACUUUUGUUGUCAGUAGGGAGAGCAAGAGAUUGCCAUCAGCAGUUUUAGUCUCCAGUGUGGCAUUAAAGCAUAGCACAGUUGGACAGUCUUUUGCUAGUUCAUUGCUGCUGUCACCAUCAUCGGUUCCAGUAUUGUCAAGUGAUGGUAUUAGAAGGGAAAGCAGCAGAUCGUUAUCACCAGUAAUAGUGUCCAGUUUGGCAUCGGAUGAGAGUAUGGUGAAGGCGUCUUCAGAGAUAUCAUUGGUGGAAGCGCCAUCGUCGGUAGUGAAAUCGUCGACUUUUUAUGUGAGCAGUACUAUCAGUGUAUCCCCAUCCGCCAUAGUAGUAUUCAGUAAGACUUCGGAGCAAAGGACAGUUGAGGUGUCAACAGAAAGGUCAGUGUUGGGAUCACCUUCAUCGGUAGCAUUCUCGCCUACUUUGAGUGUGAGCAGAGAAAGCCAGAGAUCGUCAUCUUCAAUAGUAACUUCCAGUCUGUCCAGUGUGCCAUCAGAGCACAGCACAGUCAAACUGUCUUCAGAGACAUCAAGGUUCGUGGCACCUUCAUUGCUUGUGCCAUCGUCCACUGUGGGUAGUAGCAGAGAGAGUAGCAGCUCCCUGUUAGCAAUAAUAGAGUCCAGUGUAACAUCAGAAGAAAGCACACUGGGAGCAUCUUUAGAAAGCUCGUUGCCAGUAUCACCAUCGUCAGUUGCGUCCUUGUCGACUGUUGUUGUUAGCAGAGAGAGGAAGAGUUCAUCAUCAGCAGUUUUAGUCUCCAGUGUGGCAUCAAAGGAAAGCACAGUUGGACAGCCUUUUGCAAGUUCAAUGUUGCUGUCACCAUCAUCGGUUGCAGUAUUGUCGACUGAUGUUAUUAACAGGGAAAGCAGCAGAUCGUUUUCACCACUAAUAGUGUCCAGUUUGGCAUCGGAUCAGAGUACAGUGAAGGUGUCUUCAGAGAGGUCAUUGCUGGAAGGGCCAUCCUCGUCAGUGAAAUCGUCGACUUUUUAUGUGGGCAGUACAAUCAGUGUAUCCCCAUCUUCCAUAGUGGUAUCCAGUAAGACUUUGAAGGAAGGGACAGUGGAGGUGUCGUCAAAAAGAUCAGGGUUGGGAUCACCUUCAUCGGUGGUAUUUUCGCCUACUUUGGGUAUGGGCAGAGAAAGCCUGAGAUCGUCACCUUUAAUAGUAGCUUCCAGUCUGUCCAGUCUAUCAUCAGAGCACAGCAUAGUGAAACUGUCUUCAGAGAGAUCAGGGUUCGUGUCACCUUCAUUGCUUGUGCCAUUGUCCACUGUGGGUAGUAGGAUAGAAAGCAGGAGCUUCCUGUUAGCAACAAUAGAGUCCAGUGUGACAUCAGAACAAUGGACACCGAGAGCAUCUUUAGAAAGCUCGUUGCUAGUAUCACCGUCGUCAUUUGCGUCUUUGGCGACUUUUGUUGUCAGCGGGGAGAGCAAGAGAUCGCCAUCAGCAAUUUUAGUCUCCAGUGUGGCAUUAAAGCAUAGCACAGUUGGACAGUCUUUUGCUAGUUCAUUGCUGCUGUCACCAUCAUCGGUUCUAGUAUUGUCAAGUGAUGGUAUUAGAAGGGAAAGCAGCAGAUCGUUAUCACCAGUAAUAGUGUCCAGUUUGGCAUCGGAUGAGAGUAUGGUGAAGGCAUCUUCAGAGAUGUCAUUGCUGGAAGCGCCAUCGUCGGUAGUGAAAUCGUCGACUUUUUAUGUGAGGAGUACAAUCAGUGUAUCCCCAUCCGCCAUAGUAGUAUUCAGUAAGACUUCAAAGCAAAGGACAGUUGAGGUGUCAACAGAAAGGUCAGUGUUGGGAUCACCUUCAUCGGUAGCAUUCUCGCCUACUUUGAGUGUGAGCAGAGAAAGCCAGAGAUCGUCAUCUUCAAUAGUAACUUCCAGUCUGUCCAGUCUGCCAUCAGAGCACAGCACAGACAAACUGUCUUCAGAGACACUAGAGUUCGUGUCACCUUCAUUGCUUGUGCCAUCGUCCACUGCGGGUAGUAGCAGAGAGAGUAGCAGCUCCCUGUUAGCAAUAAUAGAGUCCAGUGUGACAUCAGAACAAAGCACACUGAGAGCAUCUUUAAAAAGCUCGUUGCCAGUAUCAGCAUCGUCAGUUGCAUCCUUGUCGACUUUUGUUGUUAGCAGAGAGAGGAAGAGAUCAUCAUCAGCAGUUUUAGUCUCCAGUGUGGCAUCAAAGGAAAGCACAGUUGGACAGCCUUUUGCAAGUUCAAUGCUGCUGUCACCAUCAUCGGUUACAGUAUUGUCGACUGAUGAUAUUAACAGGGAAAGCAGGAGAUCGUUUUCACCACUAAUAGUGUCCAGUUUGGCAUCGGAUCAGAGUACAGUGAAGGUGUCUUCAGAGAGGUCAUUGCUGGAAGUGCCAUCGUCGUCAGUGAAAUCGUCGACUUUUUAUGUGGGCAGUGCAAUCAGUGUAUCCCCAUCUUCCAUAGUGGUAUCCAUUAAGACUUCGGAGCAAGGGACAGUGGAGGUGUCGUCAGAAAGGUCAGUGUUGGGAUCACCUUCAUCGGUAGCAUUUUCGUCUACUCUGAGUGUGAGCAGGGAAAGCCAGAGAUCGUCAUCUUCAGUAGUAGCUUCCAGUGUGUCCAGUCUACCAUCAAAGCACAGCAUAGUAAAACUGUCUUCAGAGAUAUCAGAGUUCGUGUCACCUUCAUUGCUUAUGUCAUCGUCCACUGUGGGUAGUAGGAGAGAAAUCAGGAACUCCCUGUUAGCAACAAUAGAGUCCAGUGUGGCAUCAGAAGAAAGUACACUGAGAGCAUCUUUAGAAAGCUCGUUGCCAGUAUCACCAUCGUCAGUUGCAUCCUUGUCGACUUUUGGUGUUAGCAGAGAGAGCAAGAGAUCGCCAUCAUCGGUUUUUGUCUCCCGUGUGGCAUCAAAGCAAAGGACAGUUGGACAGUCUUUAGCAGGUUCAUUGCUGCUGUCACCAUCAUCGGUUGCAGUAUUGUCGAGUGAUGUUAUUAGCAGGGAAAGCAGGAGAUCGUUAGCACCAGUUAUAGUGUCCAGUUUGGCAUCAGAUGAGAGUAUAAUGAAGGCGUCUUCAGAGAUGUCAUUGCUGGAAGCGCCAUCGUCGGUAGUGAAAUCGUCGACUUUUUAUGUGAGGAGUACAAUCAGUGUAUCCCCAUCCGCCAUAGUAGUAUUCAGUAAGACUUCGGAGGAAAGGACAGUUGAGGUGUCAUCAGAAAGGUCAGUGUUGGGAUCACUUUCAUCGCUAGCAUUUUCGCCUACUUUGAGUGUGAGCAGAGAAAGCCAGAGAUCGUCAUCUUCAAUAGUAACUUCCAGUCUGCCAUCAGAGCACAGCAUAGUCAAACUGUCUUCAGAGACUUCAGAGUUCGUGUCAUCUUCAUUGCUUCUGCCAUCGUCCACUGUGGGUAGUAGCAGAGAGAGUAGCAGCUCCCUGUUAGCAGUAAUAGAGUCCAGUGUGAGAUCAGAACAAAGCACACUGAGAGCAUCUUUUAAAAGCUCGUUGCUAGUAUCAGCAUCGUCAGUUUCGUCAUUGUCGCCUUUGGUUGUUAGCAGAGAGAGGAAGAGAUCGUCAUCAGCGGUUUUGGUCUCCAGUGUGGCAUCAAAGCUAAGGACAGUUGGACAGCCUUUUGCAAGUUCAAUGCUGCUGUCACCAUCAUCGGUCGCAGUAUUGUCGACUGAUGGUAUUAACAGGGAAAGCAGCAGAUCGUUAUCACCAGUAAUAGUGUCCAGUUUGGCAUCGGAUGAGAGUACAGUGAAGGCGUCUUCAGAGAGGUCAUUGGAAGAAGCGCCAUCGUCGGUAGUGAAAUCGGCGACUUUUUAUGUGAGCAGUACAAUCAGUGUAUCUCCAUCUUCCAUAGUAGUACUCAGUAAGACUUUGGAGCAAAGGACAGUUGAGGUGUCAUCAGAAAGGUCAGUGUUGGGAUCACCUUCAUCGCUAGCAUUUUUGCCUACUUUGAGUGUGAGCAGAGAAAGCCAGAGAUCGUCAUCUUCAAUAGUAACUUCCAGUCUGUCCAGUCUGCCAUCAGAGCACAGCACAGUCAAACUGUCUUCAGAGGCAUCCGAGUUCGUGUCAUUUUCAUUGCUUGUGCCAUCGUCGACUGUGGGUAAUAGCAGAGAAAUUAGCAGCUCCCAGUUAGCAACAAUAGAGUUUAGUGUGACAUCAGAGGAAACCACAUUGAGAGCAUCUUUAGAAAGCUCGUUGCCAGUAUUACCAUCAUCAGUUGCGUCGUUGUCGACUUUUGUUGCUAGCAGAGAGAGGAAGAGAUUGUCAUCAGCAGUUUUAGUCUCCAGUUUGGCAUCAAAGCAAAGCACAGUUGGACAGUCUUUUGCAAGUUCAUUGCUGCUGUCACCAUCAUCGGUUGCAGUAUUGUCGACUGAUUAUAUUAGCAGGGAAAAGAGCCGAUCGUUAUCACCAGCAAUAGUGUCCAGUUUGGCAUCGGAUGAGAUUACAGUGAAGGUGUCUUCAGAGAGGUCAUUGCUGGAAACGCCAUCCUCGUUAGUGAAAUCGGCGACUUUUUAUGUGAGCAGUGCAAUCAGUGUAUCUCCAUCUUCCAUAGUGGUAUCCAGUAGGACUUUGGAGGAAAGGACAUUGGAGGUGUCGUCAGAAAGGUCAGGGUUGGGAUCACCUUCAUCGGUAGCAUUUUUGCCUACUUUGAGUGUGAGCAGAGAAAGCCAAAGAUCGUCAUCUUUAAUAGUAGCUUCCAGUGUGUUCAGUCUAUCGUCAGAGCACAGCAUAGUAAAACUGUCUUCAGAGAGAUCAGAGUUCGUGUCACCUUCAUUGCCUGUGCCUUGGUCCACUGUGGGUAGUAGGAGAGAAAGAAGGAGCUCCCUGUUAGCAACAAUAGAGUCCAGUGGGGCAUUGGAAGAAAGCACACUGAGAGCAUCUUUAGAAAGCUCGUUGCCAGUAUCACCAUUGUCAGUUGCAUCUUUGUCGAUUUUUGUUGUUAGCAGAGAGAGCAAGAGAUCGUCAUCAUCAGUUUUAGUCUCCAGUGUGGCAUCAAAGCAAAGGACAGUUGAACAGUCUUUUGGAAGUUCAGUGCUGUUGUCACCAUCAUCAUUUGCAGUAUUGUCGAGUUAUGUUAUUAGCAGGGAAAGUAGCAGAUCGUUAUCACCAGUUAUAGUGUCCAGUUUGGCAUCAGAUGAGAGUACAGUGAAGGCGUCUUCAGAGAUGUCAUUGCUGGAAGCACCAUCGUCAGUUGUGAAAUCGUCGACUUUUGAUGUGAGCAGUGCAAUCAGUGUAUCCCCAUCCUCCAUAGUAGCAUUUAUUAAGACUUCGGAGGAAAGGACAGUUGAGGUGUCAUCAGAAAGGUCAGUGUUGCGAUCACCUUCAUUGGUAGCAUUUUUGGCUACUUUGAGUGUGAGCAGAGAAAGGGAGAAGUCGUCAUCUUUAAUUGUAGCUUCCAGUUUGUCCAGUCUACCAUCAGAGCACAGCACAGUCAAACUGUCUUCAGAGAGAUCAGAGUUCGUGUCACCUUCAUUGUUUGUGCCAUCGUCCACUGUGGGUAGUAGCAGAGAAAGCAGCAGCUCACUGUUAGCAACAAUAGAGUCCAGUGUGACAUCAGAACAAAGCACACUCAGAGCAUCUUUAGAAGGCUCGUUGGCGGUAUUACCAUGGUCAGUUGCUUCCUUGUCGACUUUUGUUGUUAGCAGAGAGAGCAAGAGAUCGUCAUCAGCAGUUUUAGUCUCCAGUGUGGCAUCAAAGCGAAGCACAGUUGGACAGUCUUUUGCAAGUUCAUUGCUGCUGUCACCAUCAUCGGUUACAGUAUUGUCGACUGUUUAUAUUAGCAGGGAAAGCAGCAGAUCGUUAUCACCAGUAAUGGUGUUCAGUUUGGCAUCGGAUCAGAGUAUAAUGAAGACGUCUUCAGAGAGGUCAUUGCUGGAAGCGCCAUCCAUGGUAGUCAAAUCGUUGACUUUUGAUGUGAGCAGUGCAAUCACUGUAUCCCCAUCUUCCAUAGUGGUAUCCAGUAAGACUUCGGAGCAAAGCACAGUUGAGGUGUCAUCAGAAAGGUUAGUGUUGGGAUCACCUUCAUCGGGAGCAUUUUCGCGUACUUUGGAUGUGAGCAGAGAAAGGGAGCAGUCGUCAUCUUUAAUAGUAGCUUCCAGUCUGUCCAGUUUGCCAUCAGAACACAGCACAGUCAAACUGUCUUCAGAGAGAUCAGAGUUCGUGUCACCUUCAUUGUUUGUGCCAUCGUCCACUGUGGGUAGUCGCAGAGAAAAUAGCAGCUCUCAGUUAGUAACAAUAGAGUCUAGUGUGACAUCGGAGGAAAGCACAUUGAGAGCAUCUUUAGAAAGUUCGUUGCCAGUAUUACCAUCAUCCGUUGCGUCGUUGUCGACCUUCUUUGUUAGCAGAGAGAGCAAGAGAUCAUCAUCAGCAGUUUUAGUCUCCAGUGUGGCAGCAAAGCAAAGCAUAGUUGGACAGUCUUUUGGAAGCUCAUUGCUGCUGUCACCAUCAUCGGUUGCAGUAUUGUCGACUGAGUAUAUUAGCAGGGAAAGCAGCAGAUCGUUAUCACCACUAAUAGUGUCCAGUCUGGCAUCGGAUCAGAGUAUAGUGAAGGCGUCUUCAGAGAGGUCAUUGCUGGAAGCGCCAUCCACGGUAGUGAAAUCGCCGACUUUUUAUAUGAGCAGUGCAAUCAUUGUAUCCCCAUCUUCCAUAGUGGUAUCCAGUAAGACUUCGGAGCAAAGGACAGUUGAGGCGUCAUCAGAAAGGUUAUUGUUGGGAUCACCCUCAUCUGGAGCAUUUUUGCGUACUUUGAGUGUGAGCAGAGAAAGGGAGCAGUCGUCAUCUUUAAUAGGAGCCUCCGUUCUGUCCAGUCUGCCAUCAGAGCACAGCACAGUCAAACUGUCUUCAGAGAGAUCAGAGUUCGUGUCACCUUCAUUGCGUGUGCCAUCUUCCACUGUGGGUAGUAGCAGAGAAAGCAGCAGCUCACUGUUAGCAACAAUAGAGUCCAGUGUGACAUCAGAAGAAAGCACACUGAGAGCAUCUUUAGAAAGCUCGUUGCCAGUGUCACCAUUGUCAGUUUCGUCCUUGUCGAAUUUUGCUGUUAGCAGAGAGAGCAAGAGAUCGUCAUCAGCGUUUUUAGUCUCCAACGGGGCAUCAAGGCAAAACACAGUUGGACAAUCUUUUACUAGUUCAUUGCUGCUGUCACCAUCAUCGGUUGCAGUACUCUCGACUGAUUAUAUUAGCAGGGAAAGCAGGAGAUCGUUACCACCAGUAAUAGUGUCCAGCUUGGCAUCGGUUGAGAGAACAGUGAAGGCGUCUUCAGAGAGGUCAUUGCUGGAAGCGCCAUCCUCGGUAGUGAAAUCGUCGACUUUUGAUGUGAGCAGUGCAAUCAGUGUAUCCCCAUCCUCCAUAGUAGUAUCCAGUACGACCUCGGAGCCAAGGACAGUUGAGGUGUCAUCAGAAAGGGCAGUGUUGGGAUCACUUUCAUCGGUAGCAUUUUCGCCUACUUUGAGUGUGAGCAGAGAAAGCCAGAGAUCGUCAUCUUCAAUAGUAACUUCCAGUCUGUCCAGUCUGCCAUCAGAGCACAGCACAGUCAAACUGUCUUCAGAGAGAUUAGAGUUCGUGUCACCUUCAUUGCUUGUGCCAUCGUCCACUGUGGGUAGUAGCAGAGAAAGUAGCAGCUCACAGUUAGCAAUAAUAGAGUCCAGUGUGACAACAGAACCAAGCACACUGAGAGCAUCUUUAGAAAGCUCAUUGCCAGUAUUACCAUCGUCAGUUGCCUCAUUGUCGACUCUUUUUGUUAGCAGAGAGAUUAAGAGAUCGCCAUUAGCCGUUUUAGUCUCCAGUGUGGCAACAAAGCAAAACACAGUUGGAAAGUCUUUUGCAAGUUCAAUGCUGCUGUCACCAUCAUCGUCUGCAGUAUUGUCGACUGAUGGUAUUAGCAGGGAAAGCAGCAGAUCAUUAUCACCAGUAAUAGUGUCCAGUUUGGCAUCGGAUGAGAGUACAGUGAAGGCGUCUUCAGAAAGGUCAUUGCUGGAAGCGCCAUCGUCGGUAGUGAAAUCGUCGACUUUUUAUGUGAGCAGUGCAAUCAGUGUAUCCUCAUCUUCCAUAGUAGUAUCCAGUAAGACUUUGGAGCAAAGGACAGUUGAGGUGUCAUCAGAAAGGUUAGUGUUGGGAUCACCUUCAUCGGUAGCAUUUUCGCCUACUUUGAGUGUGAGCAGAGAAAAGGAGAAGUCGUCAUUUUCAAUAGUAGCUUCCAGUCUGUCCAGUCUGCCGUUAGAGCACAGCACAGUCAAAUUGUCUUCAGAGAGAUCAGAGUUCGUGUCACCUUCAUUGCUCGUGCCAUCGUCCACUGUGGGUAGUAGCAGAGAAAGCAGCAGCUUUCUGUUAGCAACAAUAGAGUUCAGUGUGACAUCAGAACAAAGCACAGUGAGAGCAUCUUUAGAAAGCUCGUUGCCAGUAUCACCAUCGUCAGUUGCUUCCUUGUCGACUUUUGUUGUAAGCAGAGAGAGGAAGAGAUCGUCAUCAUCAGUUUUAGUCUCUAGUGUGGCAUCAAAGAAACGCACAGUUGGACAGUCUUUUGCAAGUUCAAUGCUGCUGUCACCAUCAUCGGUUUCAGUAUUGUCGACUGAUGGUAUUAGCAGGGAAAGCAGCAGAUCGUUAUCACCAGUAAUAAUGUCCAAUUUUUUAUCGGAUGAGAGUACAGUGAAGGUGUCUUCAGAAAGGUCAUUGCUGGAAGCGCCAUCCUCGGUAGUAAAAUCGUCGACUUUUGAUGUGAGCAGUACAAUCAGUGUAUCCCCAUCCUCCAUAGUGGUAUCCAGUAAGACAUCGGAGCAAAGGACAAUUGAGUUGUCAUCAGAAAGGUCAGUGUUGGGAUCACCUUCAUCAAUAGCAUUUUUGUCUACUUUGAGUGUGAGCAGAGAAAGCCAGAGUUCAUCACCUUCAAUAGUAGCUUCCAGUCUGUCCAGUCUGCCAUCAGAACAAAGCACAGUCAGACUCUCUUCAAAGAGAUCAGAGUUCGUGUCACCUUCAUUGCUUGUGCCAUCGUCCACUGUGGUUAGUAGCAGAGAAAGUAGCAACUCCCAGUUAGCAACAAUAGAGUCCAGUGUGACAUCAGAACUAAGCACACUGAGAGCAUCUUUAGAAAGCUCGUUGCCAGUAUCACCAUCGUCAGUUGCUUCCUUGUCGACUUUUGUUGUAAGCAGAGAGAGGAAGAGAUCGUCAUCAUCAGUUUUAGUCUCUAGUGUGGCAUCAAAGCAACGCACAGUUGGACAGUCUUUUGCAAGUUCAAUGCUGCUGUCACCAUCAUCGGUUUCAGUAUUGUCGACUGAUGGUAUUAGCAGGGGGAGCAGCAGAUCGUUAUCACCAGUAAUAGUGUCCAGUUUGGCAUCGGAUGAGAGUACAGUGAAGGUGUCUUCAGAAAGGUCAUUGCUGGAAGCGCCAUCCUCGGUAGUAAAAUCGUCGACUUUUGAUGUGAGCAGUACAAUCAGUGUAUCCCCAUCCUCCAUAGUGGUAUCCAGUAAGACAUCGGAGGAAAGGACAGUUGAGGUGUCAUCAGAAAGGUCAGUGUUGGGAUCACCUUUAUCAAUAGCACUUUUGUCUACUUUGAGUGUGAGCAGAGAAAGCCAGAGUUCGUCACCUUCAAUAGUAGCUUCCAGUCUGUCCAGUCUGCCAUCAGAACAAAGCACAGUCAGACUCUCUUCAAAGAGAUCAGAGUUUGUGUCACCUUCAUUCCUUGUGCCAUCGUCCACUGUGGUUAGUAGCAGAGAAAGUAGCAACUCCCAGUUAGCAACAAUAGAGUCCAGUGUGACAUCAGAACUAAGCACACUGAGAGCAUCUUUAGAAAGCUCGUUGCCAGUAUUACCAUCAUCAGUUGCGUCGUUGUCGACUUUUGUUGUUAGCAGAGAGAGGAAGAGAUCGUCAUCAGCAGUUUUAGUCUCCAGUGUGGCAUCAAAGCAAAGCACAGUUGCACAGUCUUUUGGAAGUUUAUUGCUGCUGUCACCAUCAUCGGUUGCAGUAUUGUCGAGUAAUGGUAUUAGCAGGGAAAGCAGCAGAUCGUUAUCACCAGUAAUAGUGUCCAGUUUGGCAUCCGAUGAGAGUAUAGUGAAGGCGUCUUCAGAGAUGUCAUUGCUGGAAGCGGCAUCCUCGGUAGUUAAAUUAUCGACUUUUGAUGUGAGCAGUGCAAUCAGUGUAUCCCCAACCUCCAUAGUAGUAUUCAGUAGGAGUUCGGAGCAAAGGCCAGUUGAGGUGUCAUCAGAAAGGUCAGUAUUGGGAUCACCUUCAUCGGUAGCAUUUUCGCCUACUUUUAGUGUGAGGAGAGAGAGCCAGAGAUCGUCAUCUUCAAUAGUAGCUUCCAGUCUGUCCAGUCUGCCAUCAGAGUACAGCACAGUCAAACUGUCUUCAGAGAGACCAGAGUUCGUGUCACCUUCAUUGCUUGUGCCAUCGUCCACUGUGGGUAGUAGCAGAGAAAGUAGCAGCUCCCAGCUAGCAAUAAUAGAGUCCACCGUGACAUCAGAACAAAGCACACUGAGAGCAUCUUUAGAAAGCUCGUUGCUAGGAUCAAUAUCGUCAGUGGCAUCCUUGUCGACUUUUUUUGUUAGCAGAGAGAGCAAGAGAUCGUCAUCAGCAGUUUUAGUCUCCAGUGUGGCAUCAAAGCAAAGCACAGUUGCACAGUCUUUUGGAAGUUUAUUGCUGCUGUCACCAUCAUCGGUUGCAGUAUUGUCGAGUAAUGGUAUUAGCAGGGAAAGCAGCAGAUCGUUAUCACCAGUAAUAGUGUCCAGUUUGGCAUCCGAUGAGAGUAUAGUGAAGGCAUCUUCAGAGAGGUCAUUGCUGGAAGCGCCAUCGUCGGUAGUGAAAUCGUCGACUUUUGAUGUGAGCAGUACAAUUUGUGUAUCCCCAUCUUCCAUAGUGGUAUCCAGUAUGACUUUGGAGGAAAGGACAGUUGAGGUGUCGUCAGAAAGGUCAUUAAUGCGAUCACCUUCAUCGCUAGCAUUUUCGCCUACUUUGAGUGUGAGCAGAGAAAUCCAGAGAUCGUCAUCUGUAAUAGUAGCUUCCAGUCUGUCCAGUCUGCCAUCAGAGUACAGCACUGUCAAACUGUCUUCAGAGGUAUCAGAGUUCGUGUCACCUUCAAUGCUUGUGCCAUCGUCCACUGUGGGUAGUAGCAGAGAAAGUAGGAGCUCCCAGCUAGCAACAAUAGAGUCCAGUGUGACAUCAGAACAAAGCACACUGAGAGCAUCUUUAGAAAGCUCGUUGCCAGUAUCACCAUCGUCAGUUGCAUCCUUGUCGACUUUUGUUGUUAGCAGAGAGAGGAAGAUAUCGUCAUCAGCAGUUUUAGUCUCCAGUGUGGGAUCAAAGCAAAGCACAGUUGGACAGUUUUUGCAAGUUCAUUGCUGCUGUCACCAUCAUCGGCUGCAGUAUUUUUGA
Messenger RNA from Pocillopora meandrina, 25026 nucleotides. The record is from the annotation of a GenBank genome assembly. NCBI's taxonomy places the organism in Eukaryota, Metazoa, Cnidaria, Anthozoa, Scleractinia, Pocilloporidae.